GCAGAUGCCAUGACCUUCACCUUCACAUUCCUGCUCUGUCCGGGACUAACUCUGGGCCUCUGGAUCCCGGGGCUGGCAUGGACCCUUUCUAAGCCUAUCCUAAGGGUACAACCAGAAUCUGUGGUCUCUAAGCAUACUAAUGUGACGUUGCUAUGUGAGGGUGCCAGAGGAGCCAAGCAAUAUUAUCUCUAUAAAUUGGGAAGCCCGUAUUCAUGGCCCAUGAAUUCCAAGAUUCCACUGGAGCCUGGGAAUAAGGCUGAAUUCUCCAUCUCAAAAGUUGAGUCACACCACGCAGGGCUAUACCACUGUUACUAUCGUACCCAGGUCGGAUGGUCAAAGGACAGUGAAUUCCAGGAACUGGUUGUGACAGGAAUCUACAGUAAACCUAGACUAUCAGUCCAGCCCAGCCCUGUAGUGACCCCAGGAGAGAAUGUCACUCUCCAGUGUGUUUCAAAGCAGAAAUAUGACAGGUUUAUUCUGACUAAGGAAGGACCAGAGAAGCUCUCCUGGAUGCUGGACUCACAAUAUAAUCACUCAACUCAACAGUUCCAAGCCUUGUUCUCUGUGGACCCUGUGACCAUCAGCCAGAGGUGGAUAUUUAGAUGCUAUAGCUACCACAGGAGUGAACCACAAGUGUGGUCAGAACCUAGUGAACCCCUGGAUCUCCUGUUCUCAGGGACCCUCCAAAAAUCCACCAUCAAGUCAGAAUCAGGCUCUAUAAUUGCUUCAGGAAGUCCAAACACCAUCUGGUGUCAGGGAACGCUGGAUGUAGAGCUAUAUGUUCUCCAUAAAGAGGGAAGUCAAAAACCCUGGAUCAUGAAGACUCCAGAGGAGUCUGGGAACAAGGCUAAGUUCUCUAUCCCUUCUGUGACACAACAACAUGGGGGGCAAUAUCGCUGCUACUGUUACAGCUCAGCUGGCUGGUUAGAGCACAGUGAUACCCUGGAACUGGUGGUGACAGGAAUCCACUACUAUAAACCCAGCCUGUCAGUCCUACCCAGCCCUGUGGUGACCUCAGGAAGGAACAUGACUCUCCAGUGUAUCUCCUGGGUGAGAUAUGAAAAGUUCAUUCUUACCAAGGAAAAUGAGAAGUUUACCAGCUCCCUGAAUGCACAGUACAUAUAUCCUACUGGGAACUACCAAGUCCUGUUUUCUAUGGAAAACAUGACUCCAGACCAUGCAGGGACAUUCAGAUGUUAUGGUUACUACAGGAAUACUCCACACUUGUGGUCAGUACCCAGUGAACCCCUGGAAAUACACAUCUUAGGACCUAUUGGAACAUCCACCAUGCCACCCUUGAGGCCAGUGUCAACUGCUAUACUGGAAAUGUACCUGAAGAUUCUUACUGGGAUCUCCCUGGUUUGCCUCCUGUUCCUCUUCAUCCUCAUCUUUAUCCUGCUCCUAAGAAAUCAUCAAGGCAUAUUCAAAAUGUAUGAUGUUUCAAUGGAGGACAUGCAGUCUGAGGAUGAUGUGGACCUGGACAGUUGGAGACCAGCUGAGGAACAACCGCAGGGAGAGAUAUAUGCCCAGGUGAAACCCUCCAAGCUAAGGAGGGCAGGAGCUUCCUACCCUGUUAUGUCAAGAGAAUCCCUGGAAACAAAAGUUGGACAAGUAGAAGAGGGCAGAGAGACGGACAGUCAGGUUGCAAAAUAUGAAGGCCCGCAAGAUGUGAUCUAUGUCCAGAUGUGCGGGAGGACACUCAGACUAGGGAUAGUUUCUUCUCAUCAUUUCUAGGCAGGGGAGAACCCUAAGGAGUCUGUGGUAUAUGCUACUCUGGAAGGCACUGGACCAAGUCCUGUUUUCAAGAACAAGGAGUAAUGACCCUCUGACUGCCAGGUUGUGUAACAGUGACUGCAAGGGGAUUCUGGAAAAUUUUGGGAACCUGAUUUCACUUUUAAGUAACAUUUCACAUUUUUGGAAAUAAAACAGGAGAUUUUUCAA
Messenger RNA from Microtus oregoni (creeping vole), 1941 nucleotides. RefSeq names its product leukocyte immunoglobulin-like receptor subfamily B member 3-like. The record is from RefSeq and is a predicted model, not a curated record. Gene Ontology annotation, molecular function: inhibitory MHC class I receptor activity. Gene Ontology annotation, biological process: cytokine-mediated signaling pathway. NCBI's taxonomy places the organism in Eukaryota, Metazoa, Chordata, Mammalia, Rodentia, Cricetidae.